Zophobas morio is the source of this 4089-nucleotide messenger RNA. RefSeq names its product folliculin-interacting protein 2. Gene Ontology annotation, cellular component: cytoplasm. Bases 304 to 3999 code for a protein of 1231 amino acids. NCBI's taxonomy places the organism in Eukaryota, Metazoa, Arthropoda, Insecta, Coleoptera, Tenebrionidae. Gene Ontology annotation, molecular function: protein-folding chaperone binding; ATPase inhibitor activity. The record is from RefSeq and is a predicted model, not a curated record. The transcript is spliced from 11 exons.
ACUCAUGUGCUUACAACAACGGUCACCAAGGUUUCGUUGUUUAUUGCCGAAUAAUGAUACAAACACCAUCCCCAUCCAUUAAUAAAUUACUGCGCCUGUGUGCCGUCGUGUCGUACGAAGUUCGACCCAACGUCACACGAAACGUGAAAAGCCUUGCGCGUAGAUCUCAGUGACCCGACCACGAAAUCAUAUGACUUGCAUGCACGUGAUUUUAUAUUUACUGUGUGAGUGUAUUUUUCUGGCAUGAGGCAAGGUGAAAUUGUGCUGCUCGUAAAUGACUCUGAACAGUGAGGGCUCGGUGAUAUGGCCCUAUUCAACAAAUUAUUCUCCAACCGAAGGGGCAUACACAAUAAGCACCAAGAUAAUGUCAGUGAGAAAUUUUUUGCAUUUAGUAAGGACCAAGUACGAGUGGUAUUAUUUAGAGAAUGUGACUUUCGGGGUCGAAAACUUCUGUUUGAUUCAAAUUCCGUUAAAAAAGUUCCCAUUAAUGUCACAAAAUCUGGAGAGCCCAUCAGAACUGCGGAAACCGAAAAAUUUUCAGAAGUGUGUAAUGGAUAUGGCUACGUGUAUACAAAACCCGAAGCAGAUUUUAGUCAACUUGCCGAAAUGGUUUUUGGCUCGGUAGCAAUGAGUUUCAGGGGAACAUAUUUCAAAAUGCACACUUUAGAAUCUCCGAAUCGACUAAUGUUUUCCCAGGUAUUUUCUAGUCCUCGAUUUACAUCUCAUAGUCGAGUUUCCGUUUCUAGUCGUAGCGAUCCUCACAGUCUUGAACAUUCCAAAUUAGAUGAUUCGGGUGCCAGCAGCACGAAUUCCAUAAGUGAACAUUUAUCAGUACAUAGUACGGCCUCAGAUACAGUUUUAGUUUGCAGACGACCUCAUAGUGCACCUUUAGAUGUCCCGGUUAUGAGCAGUGUUUCUCUGUCUAUCCCAAGUUUAAACGGCGACUCUGGUUAUGGUACUGGUUUUUCGUGUAUUAACGGACCUUCGUCCACGUGGGGAUCGAUCUUAGACGAGAAAGGUGCAUCUACGUUGUCAUUAUCCUCGAGCAGCUUAUACAAAAAGUGGUUAAGAAGAACUAGUACAUCUCUUGAGAAUUCUGGACACUCCCUUGCCACGUGUGGAUCAAUUCAAGAGGGCUGUCAUAGACACCAUCGCAGCAGCAAACUAGGACUUACGCUUAUUCUUCAACUCACACCAGGACAAGAAGAGGAAAUCAGCCAGUUCCUUAUGGAGCACGUAUCUCUCUUAGACGCCAUACUUUGGCGGGCACGACAAGUGGUGGAAAUUGCCUUCAUCAAGUCACAAAAUUUUACCUCUUUGAUGGCAGAGAUGGCACACUUCUCAGCCCAAUACCUAGUCAAUCUGCUCUCUGGUUCAUACCUCUCCAUGAAUCUGUGGCUGUCGCUGUCAAAUGGCUGUGAUAACUACAACAGUAUUAGUGCAUUUAAUGCUUCAGAUAGUGAUAAAACUGCUUCGGUGUUUUCACCAGAAUUGUGUGAAUCGCAAAAGGCAGACUUGAAUAGUUCUAAUAGUUCUGCGAGUUUGUGUAGUAGUGGAUUGUUUAAAGAAACUGAAAACAGUGGCGAUUUUCAUUUGUUUAGUUUUGCAAGAUUUUUAAAGACAGACCCAUUUAACAUUAAGAAGAAUUUGUUUGGUGAAAAUAGAACUAUUACGGCUGAGAAGUUUGUGCAAGACUUUUGCGAGUUACUAGAGGAUGUGGAUAUCAAAAAUACUAAUUUUUUCAUGAGCACUUUGUUGACGGCCGUUUUAACCUACCAUUUAGGCUGGGUCAAUACAUGUUUGCCUGCAUCCAGCGACGCUGUUCUUCAGUCUAGACACCCGUUUAACCCUCUGUGGGGUGAGCUUAGCGAUUUAUAUGGAGCGGUAGGCCAUCCGACAAAAAUAGCUCAAACUAUUAUUACUGGUAGUAAUAAGAAAGAUCUUAUUUCAAAAAUAUUGUUAUCUAUGACGUAUUUUAUCCGCUGUUGUGACGUGGAGCGGAGAAUUCCCAUACGUUCUGACAUAUAUGAGGAAAAUCAGAUCGUUGAAAAGAUUUGUCGAAAGCACUCCUGCAUUCCUAAGGAAAACUACAAGAAGUAUGAAGACCAUCUUAAGGAGAUUAUGAAUUCGAAUAAAGAUUUUUUCGCCAAAGCAAAUAAUAGUGAUAAUAUUCAUAAUUAUUGUCAAAAUAGGGAGGUAGAUGCAUCUUUAACAACACCCAACCCGUUGUUAAAAAAGUCUACAGGGUUAGCUAAAACUCAGACAUGUUUGGGCGACUUAUCUAAAUUGGCAGAAAAUGAUGCUUCAAAUUGUUUAUAUCCUAACAUUACAACAGACUAUAGUUCUCAGUCAGAACUUGUAACAACGCUCUACCCAAAGUUGAACACUUCUGAAACGACAGAAGAACAUAUGUAUCCUAGUAAUGAUGAAAUUAAGAAAAAAGUUAAUACUUUGUGUAGAGUACCAAACAGUGCAGUACUGUGUCAUAUGGAGAAACAAAAAGACUGUGCAGUCAUUCAAGAGAUGACUCAACCGCAUGUUGUAAAUAUGGAAAAACAAAUGCGAAGCACCGAUUUUAAAACAGGUAUGCAACAAUCAGAUCCUGUUUCCGACUGCAACGAAAACAGAAAUGUUGUAUUUGUUUUGGGCGAUGACGAACGACUUAUUGGAAUUAAAAAAGAUUAUAAAGUCAUUGAGAAACAACCAGAAAUUACAAAUGCCAAAAAACGAAGACCGUCGUAUCUUGAUCUUUCAAAGCAGAUUUACAAGAGCGAGACCAUGAGUUUCCAGGAUUCAGAUUUUGUGGAAAACUCGGAUAAAUCUAAAGUGAAAGCAAGUACUUCGUGGUCGUCUGUAGCGGAAAAAGAGAUCAGAGAACAAAAUGAGGCAGCUGAAACUAGUAGAAGUUCAUAUUCCAAGAAAUAUCCUCGUGCACAAAGUGAACCUCCGGAGGAAAGACAGCCAGAGGAUUCUAACAGGAAAGCUAAAUAUCGUUAUUCAGGGGUGAAAUUCAGUUUACAACAAUAUCCUCAAAUUUUGUCGAAUUACAUGAAAAGUAAGAAUGUGGAAAUUACCAAUUUACAGUUUGGUGAUAAAAGUUUGAAACUGGAUGAGCUUUCGUCGCUUAGCGAAACAAUAAUUUCGAAGUACCCUGAGUUGGACGAGGAGUACGAGGACGGAGAAGCACUUCAAACCCCAUCUAAUGCGUCUGAGUUAGAAUUUACAAGUGACUUAUUUGUGGCGCCCCUUAGCGCUAAGCAAACUAAAGAAUCAAAUGUAGAUUUGCAAUCAGGUUCCUCUGGAAAUCAAAAUAUACCAAAUACAAUAACCGAAGAGUUGAAUGAGAAUUGUGAUGACCAUAAGACUGCGCGUAAAAUUUCGAGUUGCUCAAUUCAUAAGAUGAAGGUUGCUAAUUUACCUAUGCCAAAGUCGAAAUUUUAUAAAUCUCUAAAUAGUUCUCUUAAAUAUACAUCGUCGUUAAUGAGGGCGACUAGUGACAGUUAUAUGCCUGAUAUGGUGCUUCAAGGACCAAUAGUGCCAAAGCAAGAAUGGGAAACGAGACUGAAAAGUGAUUUAGCUUUGGCGAGCCAACAUUCCCUUAUUGAUCAACCAGUGGAGGAGGCUGUUGCAGUGAUUGCAAACAUAGACACUUGGGAAGUACAGUUAAUGUCCAGUCAUACGUUUCUUAUUGACAAAGGGUCAACCGGAAUUAGAAUUGGUAUGUCCCAGCUGGUUUCAAAUAUGUUGGAAUCUCUUCUUCAAAUGUGGAAACUGAAAGUUCCACCUCACUUUUGCCUCAUGCAUAUUGAACAAACGCUUCAAGAGUUAUGUAUAAGAUCUAAGGCUCUGUCUGAGCUGUUGUUAGCAACGGAGUUUUGUAAUAUGGAACAGUUGACAUCCGCCCUGCAGCUAGAAGUUAAUGAUGUUCCUCUACUACUGGCUGUAGCCUCAACGCAUUCGCCUCAAGUAACCCAAAAAUAUGGCCUCAGCUUUCAGUAAUUGUUAAAGUCAUUCAUUUAUACUGUAUUUAUUUUUAUUUUGUACAUACUAUCGUUUUUUAUUUAUAUGGAAUAAAUUUGUUUCAAUGCA